AUGGGAGUUUGCACGGAGGAGCGCCCUGUAAUGCAUUGGCACCAGAGCGCUAGGUUUCUUGGUCCACCCCGCGAGCGAAGUCCAGAUCUCUCCAAUGCCUGCCAGAUCAAUGCGAACAAUAACAACAUCAACCACCGAACGUGCAUAUCGUGCACGGAUACCUGUGAGCAUAAUCUUAAGGCCAACCACGUGGCCGGAGCGCAUCUGGGCCCCAGUCAUCUUUACCACGACAGUUGUCACAGUUACGACUCCAUACCAGACCGGCUAGUAGCGGACCGGCCUAAUUACUACACCGAUCUCAACCGAAGCGACUGCUCGGAUACCAGCAGUAGUGUGCUGAAUAGUUGUAUACAACUGAAGUCUGAACCGCCGGGUGGCCCAAGUAGUCCCGAAUCUUCCAAUGAGUUACCUCCCUCCGGACUAGAAGAAUGCGCUGGCUGUGAUAUGCCUAUACAGGACCGCUUCUACCUGUCAGCUGUAGAGCGCAAGUGGCACGCUACCUGUCUACAAUGUUGCAUCUGCCGGCAAACGCUGGAAGGUGCUAACUCCUGCUUUUCACGUGAUGGCAAUAUCUACUGCAAAACAGACUACUACAGAGUAUUCGGCUCGCGGCGGUGUUCGAAAUGUCUGGCUUCAAUUAGUUCCUCCGAGUUAGUUAUGCGAGCUCGACACCUAGUUUUCCACAUACGGUGCUUUUGCUGCGCGAUCUGCAAUACCCUGCUCAACAAGGGCGACCACUUUACGAUACGGGACUCGGCGGUACUUUGCAGGUCCCACAUCGACAUCCCGCUGGACCCGGGGGCUCCGCUUCCACUGGCGAUGCAGUGUCAAUACCCGACCCAGUAUGGUAGCUCACCCAAUGCACCGUUGAGUCCGAGUGACUCGACCGGAAGCAGCAAGAUGCCGCCGGCCGGUUAUUUUUCGCCUCACCAUGCCGUUACCGCCCUGCCGCAGCAGCCCCGCCAGAAGGGACGACCCCGGAAACGGAAGCCAAAAGACAUCGAAGCGAUGACUGCCAGCUUAGUCAUCAAAACUACAUACCUCAACACCGAGUACCUAGAUUUGGGCUUCAGUCGGGGCCUUGGUUCAUCGUCGCGGGCCAAACGAAUGCGAACAUCGUUCAAGCAUCAUCAGCUGCGCACCAUGAAGUCCUACUUCGCCAUCAAUCACAAUCCGGACGCGAAAGACUUGAAGCAACUGUCGCAGAAAACCGGCCUUCCAAAGCGAGUGUUACAGGUCUGGUUCCAGAACGCACGCGCAAAAUGGCGCCGGAUGAUGAUGAAGCAGGAGGGCAAAAUUAUCGACUCAGACAAGGGUGACGGCUCACUCGAUCUGGAUGGGUACGUGUCCCACAGCCCCGGGUCGUACAUCAUGGGCGGCCCAGGCAGUCCUGCCUCGCUGGACUAG
This is a messenger RNA of Sabethes cyaneus, 1407 nucleotides long. Its product is annotated as protein apterous-like. The transcript has 9 exons. The coding region runs from base 1 to 1407 and encodes 468 amino acids. Gene Ontology annotation, cellular component: nucleus. Gene Ontology annotation, biological process: neuron differentiation; regulation of transcription by RNA polymerase II. Gene Ontology annotation, molecular function: DNA-binding transcription factor activity, RNA polymerase II-specific; RNA polymerase II transcription regulatory region sequence-specific DNA binding. The record is from RefSeq and is a predicted model, not a curated record. Lineage: Eukaryota; Metazoa; Arthropoda; Insecta; Diptera; Culicidae.